UUCUCUUGUUCAUCGCGUCGUCCAUUUGCGCUUGCAACAAGUCCUCGAAGACAACAACACACAGACACUUGGAUCUAUAUUAUCGCUGCCAUCAAGCCAGUGAUCUAGUCAAAUUCCAUUGUCCUGUAAACCUCAUGUCAGCAAGGACCUUACGAGGGGCUCUCGUGCAGGCCACACGCCAUUCUGCCAAUACCGCAAGAUCCGUUCCGUCUGCAUGGGAAGUCUCAAAGCGGUCCGUCGAGCUGGGUAACGGAGGCUGUUGGUCAUCUUCGAAAGACUCUGAUGCCAACCUGUCUCGUCUGCAGCGCACGGUGUAUGCUAUGACCAAGUUCCAUCACGAUGAAGAUACCAAUUCGGCAUGGCGGCGUCUGUCCGUGGCUCCGUUUGCCGUUAGAAAUGGAUCUGGCCAGAUAUCCAUCAAGGUCGCCGCGAUCGAUGACGCCGACCAGUGCGUCAAUGCCUUGAGAUGGAUGUCGUGGGAGAAGCUGGUAAAGGAAAUCAAGUCGGAGAGUACGCCCGAUUCGUCCGAUGUCGACGAAGUCCGAUUUUGGGAGCCUGUCCACGGCCGGAUCGUUCUUCCGGAACCCACCUCUCCAUUUCACGAGCGGCUUUGUGAAAUGACGGUCAAUUGUCAGACUGUUCCGGAAGACGAUGCUCAGAGUGAAGGAAACAUUGGCUGUCUCGGUGAGCCUCGCCGAAGCACUUUGGGGUCUUUCAACUGAUUGACGCUCUUUUGAACGGUCGUCUAUGACAGAAAAGUGCUCGCAAAUGCCAUGGAGACAUUAGAUGGUGAUGGCUCUUGCGGGGAUAGCGGUUUUGUCGCUGAUAACUGGGCUGCAAGGACAGACUCUGAGAGCUGUGCCGAACAACCAGCCAAGCACUCUGAGCCGGGUCCUUGACUCGACCCGGGACGCUCGACUUCAUUUAAAACAGC
This is a messenger RNA of Kockovaella imperatae, 934 nucleotides long. RefSeq lists its product as hypothetical. Lineage: Eukaryota; Fungi; Basidiomycota; Tremellomycetes; Tremellales; Cuniculitremaceae. The record is from RefSeq and is a predicted model, not a curated record. Bases 135 to 722 code for a protein of 195 amino acids. The transcript has a single exon.